Messenger RNA from Megalops cyprinoides (Indo-Pacific tarpon), 2869 nucleotides. Its product is annotated as thrombomodulin-like. Bases 234 to 1694 code for a protein of 486 amino acids. Lineage: Eukaryota; Metazoa; Chordata; Actinopteri; Elopiformes; Megalopidae. Gene Ontology annotation, biological process: cell migration. The transcript has a single exon. The record is from RefSeq and is a predicted model, not a curated record. Gene Ontology annotation, cellular component: membrane; external side of plasma membrane; extracellular matrix. Gene Ontology annotation, molecular function: calcium ion binding; transmembrane signaling receptor activity; extracellular matrix binding.
GCGUGAGUACAAUUCAGCUAUUUUUCUGAAAUGCCGCGCAGCUCACCUUCAACUCGAAGAAAGUACAUGGAAAAAUAGGGCAUUUCCUUCCUUUCGCAUAUCGCGGAUGUGAGAAGGGCGCACAGUCUUGCUGGCUCCCCACACGCUCUUUAUUUCAGAUUGAGCUUCACUCUGGAAUCACCUACCGAAUUUACAAGCCAAAACGCUGGGUUUUAAAAACCCAUCAUAAAAAAAUGAAUGUUUUAAUUCAAGUAAUCGCUGUUGUUGCGUUUCUUUUGGAAGUAGCAGGGAAGAACCCGCGGAGUUGCACGUGUAUUCUGAAUGACUGCUACACCGCUAUUCAAGACCAAGUUGAUUUUCAAACAUCAGUGGAUGCGUGUAAGAAUAAAGGAGGACAUUUAAUGACAGUUCGGACAACAGUGUCCAGUGAUGUCAUCCAUGACUUUAAUCUUAACGGAGACUUCUGGAUCGGGCUACAGCUUCCCAGCGGGCGAUGUAGCAGUGUUACAUCUGGAUGGUUGAGGGGAUACGAGUGGACAACAGGAGACAACAAGACAGACUUCACAAACUGGAGAAGCAACACAACCUACUGUUCUCAAAUGUGUGUCUCCGUUUCUCGUGAAAGCCUGAAGUGGUCGGAGAGGCCGUGCCAAGACAAAAUAGCGGGAUAUUUGUGUGAGAACAACUACAAGAGUACGUGCCCCCCUUUGGAAACUGAUACUAACGAGUCAGUCUUCUACAGCACUCCUCUUGGAUAUAAGGGACAGGGUCUCCUCGCGCUCCCCCCAGGAACUGUUGCGACCACCUAUCCCUCAACAAUUAAACGCAUCUGUGCGGCUGAAACAGAGGAAUGGCUUAGCGCCUCGUGGAGCUAUGACAUAGAUAGCGGUGCCUGCGAAGACGAAUGUCGCCAGAAGAACGGAGUUUCAGAGUACAUCUGCUCGCCGAAUGAAGGGACUCGAGGUGGGGUCUGGUGCAAGUGCCGAGAUGGCUUUCAACUUGUUGGCGGAAAAUGCUCGGACAUAAACGAAUGCAGUUCCGGCCCUUGCGAACACAAAUGCGACAAUACAGUUGGCGGAUACAACUGCUCCUGUCAUGAUGGAUACAGACAAUCGAGAGAAGACCCGCACAGAUGUGAAAUGCAUUGUCCGUCAGAGAAGUGUGAGGCUAUAUGCGACAGAAACGAAAAUACGCAAUGCUCCUGUCCCAAUGGAUACUUGAUUGACCAGAGAAACGGCACCAGUUUGUGCAUUGAUAUCAACGAAUGUGGACCCGAUAGUUCUGAAUGCGAUCACAAAUGCGUAAACAGUUUUGGAAGUUUCAUAUGCUCCUGUGAUGAAGGAUUCAAUCUGAUUGAUGGUCACAAAUGUGUCAGACAGUAUGAUUCUGUUUUAACAACUCCAGUAAGCUUAUACAAUGAUUUCGUUACUUCAUCUUCAAAAUCUUCAAAAAAUAUUGUAAGCAGCGCUUCCAUAAAGACACCCGGAAUGAUUACUGGAAUUGUCCUAUUCCUUUCCGUCGCAUUGCUUGUAGUGAUGUUUUUAGUUCGUAAAAUCCUUCUCACUAAGCGCGAGGGUGCCAGUGGAGAAGAGUCGCACAGUGGAGACACGCCUGUAAACUUGCAGCACAUGUCCACGGAAAAGCGUAGUGUGAAUGCAUCUUCUGUAGACACACGUUUAAAACAAGUAUGCUGAUUUACACGACCCCUAAAUGACAUUUCAUGACGGUUAUUUUCAAUCAGCCAACAUUUACACUUAGUAGGCUACUUUGGCAGACGCUCUUAUCCAGGGUGCUUUGUUUAGCGCACGUUGUAAGGCCUACAUUUCACUAUUCGAGCUAGUUUGAUUAUGCAUGGUUGUUAACCCACGUGUAUUAGAAUUUAUUGAGAUAACGGCGCGUGACAUUCAUUCAAAACGUGCCCCCUCAGAAAAACAUGGAUGAAAAUAUUGUACGUAUAUACCGCUGUUUUAAAACGCUGCUAUCAAAGUGGGUUCUGUAUGUGAAGUUUAUCUCUUUUUUCCAAAUCUAUUAUGUCCAUCAGGCUCCAUCCAAUCUCAGCUCCUUUUUAGUUAAAAACAUUCAGCAAAAAUACUUUUCACAAUAUCUCAGUACCGCGGACAUGGACCGACACAGUAAAAAUCUUUUACGCACUGUGCACCUUGGUCAUUGAACAGAAAACUGCUAAACCAGGUAACUUGGUUCCUUUCAGUGAAUUAAAAAUGCGCUUCUAAGAUUUUUCACCACCUUGAAUCUUAUAUCAAAUGUUUUAUAUCGCCUUUGCUGUAUAUUGUGUAAACUGUUUUUAUAUAUUGUGUAAAUUGUAUUGUUGCUUGUUUUACCAGGUCGCUCUUGUAAAAGAGAUGUUAAUUGCAAUCAGACUAGUCUGGUUAAACAAGAUAAAAAGGCUGCCAAAGCAGCAAGCUUUGUCUUCUCUCAGCUACCUCUCUCCAAAGAUGAAAGUUUCCUUGUGUUUCAAAUCUUCUGUCAGAGAGUUCAUGUGAUGGUGGUAUGCUUCGGUGAUAAGUUCUUUUAUUUUUUAGAAAUGUAUUUGCUUUGUGGAGUAUGAAGAGAAUUUUUUUUAUGAAAAUACGUACCUGGCUGUCAUUCAAUGAACUACUAUUUGCUAUAAUGUCAUUUACAGUGCACUUCCUUGGAUUUUCAAAGAGAAUAAUAAAAAUAAAACUAACUGAGACUGAAGGAGAAAAAAGCACCCCCUUGCAAAAGAAAGGAUCUGAGAAACAUGUGAGAAAAGGUAGCAUGUGCAUCGUGUCCUCAAGGUUGUGAUCGGAUGCUCUGGAGAAGACAGAGGUUGAUCACAGGUCAGAGUUCAGGUGCACUCUGUCGAUUAUGGUCAUUAAAAGAAACCAUA